Molecule: messenger RNA, 1056 nt
Organism: Paralichthys olivaceus (Japanese flounder)
Lineage: Eukaryota; Metazoa; Chordata; Actinopteri; Pleuronectiformes; Paralichthyidae
Source: RefSeq, a predicted model, not a curated record
CACACGCUCCACACACACCUCGCGGUCUCAGGCGAGGAGCACACGCCGGUGUCGAAGCGGAGCUGAGGCUGCACGGAGCCUCCACCACCACCACAGAGGGAGAAAACGCAGGAGAGAGCAGCGGUGGCAGAACAUGAUUCUGGGGUGUUUUUGGGAACGCAAGAGCGCAACGCAAGACUUUCACACCGCGUAAAAGCGCAGCUGCGGCACGCGGACUCAUUCUUCCCAGGCUGUGAGAUCUAUUACUUUAAGACUCCAGCUUGCUGCUACUACUAAAACCUCAAGUGGAGAACUCAGAUCUGUGUGCGCAAAAUACGCGGGGACGCAGAGGCAGGGGAUACGCGGAGUGGGAGACUCUCAUUUGGAACUUGACGCACAGUGGAGCCGUUCUCUACCCGGAGCGCAGAGAUCAACCCGGAGCCUCCCAGCUGUGGAACACGCAGUUUUGAUUGCAGGAGUUUGUUUGCGCUCUGUUUUUUGGAUGAGGUUUGGUUUCAUCCCUCCUCUGAAUGGAAAGACUCACCAAGCAAAGCGCUGCGCAACUGAAAAUCUGAAUUCCUCCAGUGACAUGUAGUUGUCACAUAGUUUUCUCCUCCUAUGUUUUAAUAAUCGCCGUGGGAUUAUUACUCAAAUUCUUUCAUUUUCACUGUCACCAGCUAUUUUUUUGGUCCUGGAAGGGUGUGGAUCUCUCUUCCCCUUUUCCCUUUUAUAUAUUUCUCAUUUUUGGAGAAUUUUUAUCACACGAGGUGGAAACAUUAGAAAUUUAAAGCUCCCCGCGAGUUUUCUGAAUCAUCCAAGAUGGAUUUUGUGCCAUCGUUGAUUGGAUUGGUAAUCGCAAUGUGUCAUCUGGCGUUUAGAGUCAGAGGAGAAGAGGCAUCAGAGUGCAACGGUGUGUUCGAUGCCAGCAAGGCGGGCUACAUCACCUCUCCCGGUUAUCCUCUGGAGUACCCGCCUCACCAGAACUGCCACUGGAUCAUCAAGGCACCGGAACCGUCGCAGCGCAUCGUCCUCAACUUCAACCCGCACUUUGAGAUCGAGAGGCUGGACUGCAAGUAA